GUGAAUCUGCCUUCUGCUCUCCCACAGCCACACCUGUGAACGCGGACAUGUCCACGGGUCCGCGCCGGGGGACGGGCAGCAGCCGCAGCCGCAGCAGCCGCAGGAGGAGCUCCGGAGACGGACAACAACAGCGGGAGCAGUCGGGCAGAACCUCCAGGAGCGGGACCGUGGUGCGUAGCCAUUCCAGAGAUGUUCCAAGUCUAAAAAGAUCUCUGUCUAUGUAUGAGGACAACACCCCCACAGCUCUGCCGCUGCUGCUGGACAUGGUCAGGGGUCCAGAGCGUCUUCCUGCUGAAGAGGAGCUUCAGGAAAUGCUGAGGGGGAAACUGCGAGUGCUGCAGGCCCACAGUGGAGAGGUCACAGCUCUGUUCAUGGAGCUGUCGGCCCAUCUGCUCUCCAUCGAGCCUGAAGACAAGGUUAUUUUUGUAACCUUUAAAACAUUUGAGGAAAUAUGGAAAUUCAGCACAUAUUACACCAUAGGUUUCUUGGGUCACUGUUUGGAAAAUGUGCUGUUUGACCCAAAGCUUUGGCUGCAGUCUGUGGAGAAGGAUGUGUCUGCUGAGAUUACUUUUCAACAAGACACUUUAAACCUGAUUUACAAAGGCAUCCUUAUGCACGAGGGCUCAUUUUUUGCCAGCUGCAGUGCUAACCAGAUGUUUGACAGUUCCACCUCUGGAGGAGACCUGUACCUGGAGCAGGGGGACAUAGCCCAGUUCGAGCCCCCCUUCCUGGGCUCAGGAUGGAGUGUGCACUGCCUGGCAGAUGGAGCUCGAGGCACUGCCCCCAAACCCUCCCUGGAGCCAGUCCCGGCCUUCUACCAAUGGUUUUUAAAAUCCUGUCCAGAAAGCAUUUUAGUUGGUGAUGGGAAACCCUUGUGCAAAUUCCCUUUGCAGUUUGCCCGCGGUUCCUGUCUGGCCACAGAAGAGUACGACGCAGAUGGGCCAGAUGAGCUGAGCAUCGCACACAAUGAUCGCAUCAUCAUUGUGGGACUCCUGGUGUCGUGUUUUGAUUGGUUUGUUGGGAGGAAGGAGAGCACAGGAGAAGUGGGUCUGGUGAAGACCAACAUGGUCAAACCUGAGGAUACCUACAACUCGGAGGAUUUUUUUCUGGAUGGAGAAGACAGAGUGUUUGUCCGGCUACAAGAGGACAAAGUUAUAGAAGAAACAUUGGACUUAUUGAAGAAAAAACACAGUCUCAGUCAUUCUUAUAAACUUGAUAAGAUGUCCAGUGAAGACCAACGAAAGAAAACCAACUUUGUGAAGAAAGAGGAUGCAGAGCUUGAAGAAUUAAAGCUGCAUAUCCAAAGAGUUCUUUCUCCUGAGCCAACAUUCUCUCGAAGCUCAAAAGAAAAACCCAGUCCAACUGAUCCUGCCUCGCCGUCAGAGACCCCAGAUUCAUCGUGCCCACGUUUCUUCGUUCCCCACAUAGUAGAGGGAAAGAACCACACAGAAGAUCUCAUGCCACUGUUUACAUUUCUAGAAAAUCCAAACUACAAUGUGGACUAUGGUGCUCUUUACCGCCUCACGCCUGACCAACUGUGUUCUACCACUUUCACUGGUCACUCCGAUGAAGACCAGCUAACAAACUUUUUGAGUGUUGCCAGAGAAACCGCCAGGAAGAAGCGCCUUGUUUGGUCGCAAACCCGUACUUGUUUCCUUUUAGGCAAACUUUGCGUUGGUCGCUCUAAAUUUAGCCAGGCGCGGGUCUACUUUGAAGAAGCCCUGAGCCUCCCUCGAGAGGGUUUUACGGAUUUCAGGCUGUUAACUAACAUUUACUACAACCUUGCUAGAAUCUAUCUUUUACAGAAAAACACAGACAGCUUUUUCCCAAUGACAGAAAGACUUGUUGCUCUGCUAAUGGGUUUUUCAUUUUGUCUGGAAAUUGUAGAGGAAGAUACCAUUUUGAAGCAUAUCCUGAAAAAAGCCAUACUCUCAAAGAACAAACAAGCCGAGGCACGAGCAAGUUAUCUGUUAGCUAAACAUUACUGGAUGCGUAAGGAAAAAGAUGAAGUUAUUCCUUAUAUUGAAAGACUGCUGGUGUUUUCCUGUGAGGAUACUCCAAUCAGUAGCAUCUCUCCAAGUGGCGGCUAUUUGACACUGGGAGGAUUGUACAAUGAACUUGAACUCAAUAACCUCAGCUCAUGUUCUUUCCGGAGAACCUCUUUAGACCCUUCAACAACACUCACAGACAGUCUGAGUUGCAUUGUACAACUUAUAAGCCAUUUUGCACCACAACAGGAGCCAUCUCUGCCCUGUCAUCUUGCUCCUUACCUACACGAGGUCCUGUCCUUGACCGAGCUGCAGGAAAAACAAAACGUGCGACACCACACGUUAAGCCAUCAUCUCACCGUUUGCCUGAGCGAGAUGUUUAGCAAGCAUCAGAUGUUGGACCAAGCCAUUUGUUAUAUGCAUGAACUUCUAGAAACCAGUCCCUCAUCACAUUCACUCCCCACCUCACGAGUGAACAGCGCCCUCAUCUGGCUGGCGUGGCUUCAUAUUGAAAAACGUCAGCCUGAUGUUGCGUUGGAUAUUCUGGAAUUAGUUCAGUCUAUCAUGCCGGAGGACUGCACAUCUCCACAAGAAGGUGAAGUGUUAAAUCUGUGUGGGGUGGCCCUCUGUUCCAUGGGGGACCUGCGGAGGGCAGUAGACAACUACCAGGCUGCUAUAGAUAUCUGCCAGGAGUAUGAAGACCUCCCAAACUGGGCAGUGGUUCAAGCUAACCUAGGACUGCUGUGUCUGAAGGCCGGAGCCACAGGUCUGGCCCAGAGAAACCUGAUGGAGGCCGUGCAGAUCUUCUCUGAGCUGGACAUUGAUGGACAUGAAGAGAGCUUCAUCACAGUUCUGCUGGAGCUGGGGAAGCUCUAUGUGAAGCAAGGACAGAUGCAUUAUGGGAAAGGAUGCUACGAGUGGGCCCUGCUUCUGUCGAUCAGUGCGAACCUUUUGGACUGUGAGCUUCAGGCGACCUCUCAGCUGUGUGGCCUGUACAGCUCAGAGAGUCCAGACCAGACUCAGUGCAUCAUCUACAGUCUGCACCACCUCCAGCUGCUGCAGAGGACAGGGGACAGGCACCAGACCGCCUUCGCCAUGGAGUCCCUCAGUCACCUCUACCUAAGCCUCGGCACCCACAAGGCAUACCAGGCAGCUCUAGACUACACCAAAAGUAGCUUGGGCAUGUUCAUCGAUUUGGGUUUAAAGGAGAAGGAGGCCUAUGGCUGGCUCCAAGCUGGAAAGAUAUACCACCUGCUGGGUCAGACUGAACUGGUGGACCUCUACAUACAGGCAGCUCAAGAUGUGUCUCUGAGCACCGGAGACACCAAGUCCAUCCUCAGUCUCCUUGAAGCAGCUGGAGAUAUUUUCUUCAACAGUGAGCAGGACAGAGACAAGGCGAUCACUUUCUAUAGGGACCGUGCUCUGCCUAUAGCGACAAAGACCAGCAGUGUCCACAUCAAGCUGAGGCUCUGUAAUAAACUAACAGAGCUAAUGUUAAACCUGAAGAUGCAUGGGGACGCUGUGGAGUAUGCUCAAACUGCACUGGACAUAAGUAUUUCAUUAGGUGAGUGUCUGAGUGAGCGUGUGGCCUACCAUCGACUGGCAGCUCUGUACCACAGUCUGCAGCAGUCAGAACUGGCAGAGCACUUCUACCUGAAGACCCUGGCCCUGUGCCCCAGCCCCCUGCAGUUUGACGAAGAGACCCUGUACUAUGUCAGAGUCUACCAGACACUUGGGGACAUUAUAUUCUAUGAUGUCAAGGAUCCAUUUGAUGCUGCGGGUUACUACCACUUGGCUCUGGCCGCUGCUUUGGACCUGGGUAAUAAGAAGUCCCAGCUGCAGUUGUGCACGCAGCUGGCCACCAUUUACCACAACUUCCUGAUGGACCGAGAGCGCUCCCUGCUGUUCUACCAGAGAGCCAGAGGCCUGGCUGCAGAGCUCAACAUCAGGAGAGUCAACAUAUCACCUGAACAGUACAGUACAAAAACACAGGCCAAACCAAAUGGACUUGAAUAGACAACUGAUUAGAUAGGCCACUGUUUGUUCAUGGGUUUCAACUUCAUGUUGUGUGCAACAUUUGAGGGCUUUUUCCUUUUGAAAAGAUAUAAUUUAAU
This is a messenger RNA of Boleophthalmus pectinirostris (great blue-spotted mudskipper), 4102 nucleotides long. RefSeq names its product SH3 domain and tetratricopeptide repeat-containing protein 1. Bases 48 to 4004 code for a protein of 1318 amino acids. Lineage: Eukaryota; Metazoa; Chordata; Actinopteri; Gobiiformes; Gobiidae. Gene Ontology annotation, molecular function: protein binding. The record is from RefSeq and is a predicted model, not a curated record. The transcript is spliced from 19 exons.